AUGCCUGGCGGCUCGGAGCCCGUGAGUUUUGAAGAUGUGGCCGUGUAUUUUACAGAAGGGGAGUGGGCCCUGCUGGAUCCAGAGCAAAGAGCCCUCUAUGAGGAGGUCAUGCAGGAGAACUACAGCGCCAUGGCCUCCCUUGCCAGAAAUGCAGGAUAUCCAGUUCCAAAGCCAUACCUGAUCUUCCACCUCGAAGGAGGGGAGGUGAUUAGGCUACCUGAUCCGCCAGAGAUUGCCGAGAGGCAGGAGGCUUCAGUCUCCAGCUCAGGUGCUGAGCAGGUCAAAGAGAAGGAGAAAUCUCUGCCAGCAGAAAAUGCUCCACCGAGGGUGCACACAGAAGAAAAACCCUAUAAAUGUUCCGAUUGUGGGAAAAGUUUUAAAACGGCUUCAUAUUUCAAAGGUCACAAAAAGGUCCACACAGGAGAGAAAGUGUUCAACUGUCUAGAAUGUGGGAAAGGAUUUAUAACAAAACCUAAACUUAUUCGACAUGAGAGAAUCCACACCGGAGAGAAACCAUACUCUUGUUCAGAGUGCGAGAAGAGCUUCAGCGUAAAAUCAAGCCUCCUUCAACAUAUGAGAAUGCACACCGGAGAGAAACCGUACAAAUGUUCACUCUGCGGGAAGAGCUUCAGCGUAAAAUCAAGCCUUGCUGUGCAUGAGAAAUUCCACCCAGGAAAGGAAUCCCAUCAGUGUUCAGAGUGUGGGAAAAGCUUCAACAAUCCUUUACGCUUCCUGAAACAUCAGAAGAUCCACACAGGUGAAACUCCCUAUAAAUGCUUGGAGUGUGGGAAAAGCUUUGCCUCAAAGCGCAGUCAAGAGCAACAUCAAAGAAUCCACACAGGAGAGAAACCAUACCAGUGUCUGGACUGUGGGAAGAGAUUCAGUUAUCAAUCAAACCUGCAGGUACAUAAAAAAAGACACACUGGAGAGAAACCCUUUAAAUGUAUGGAGUGCGGCAAAGGCUAUAUUACUAGUUCAGGCCUCAUAUACCACCAUAAAAUCCACACAGGAAAUAAACAAUCUGAAUGCUCAGAUGAGGGGGAAGGUUCCAGAAAGAGGACUGAUCUGCCCCAAUGUAAAUCCGGCACUUUUAAAGGACGUGGAAAAGGAGUCUUGGUCCGGCGCACGGAGGCGGCUGCAGUUUCCCAGACACCGAAUGGAAGCGGCUUGUCGAGAGUUGUUGUUGCUCCUGAGAUGCGGGUCUUGCGGAUCCAGUAA
Euleptes europaea (tarantolino) is the source of this 1218-nucleotide messenger RNA. Its product is annotated as zinc finger protein 664-like. The record is from RefSeq and is a predicted model, not a curated record. Lineage: Eukaryota; Metazoa; Chordata; Lepidosauria; Squamata; Sphaerodactylidae. Gene Ontology annotation, biological process: regulation of DNA-templated transcription. The transcript has 6 exons. The coding region runs from base 1 to 1218 and encodes 405 amino acids.